AUGGCUGACGGUGAGAUGGCUGCUUUUGGGGAGGCAGCCCAGUACCUCCGAAAGUCAGAGAAAGAGAGAAUUGAGGCCCAAAAUCGCCCAUUUGAUGCCAAAACAUCUUACUUUGUAAUUGACCCUAAGGUCAUGUAUGUAAAAGGAGUCAUUCAGAGCCGAGACGGUGGAAAAGUAACAGUCAAGAAAGAAGACAACACCACUGUAACAGUGAAGGAAGACGAAGUUUUCCCCAUGAACCCCCCAAAGUACGACAAAAUUGAAGACAUGGCGAUGAUGACCCACUUGAAUGAACCAUCUGUCCUGUAUAACCUCAAAGAGCGUUAUGCAGCCUGGAUGAUCUACACCUAUUCUGGGCUGUUUUGUGCCACAGUCAACCCCUACAAGUGGCUGCCAGUGUACAACCCUGAAGUGGUCAAUGCUUACCGAGGCAAGAAGCGUCAGGAAGCCCCACCACACAUCUUCUCCAUCUCUGAUAACGCCUAUCAGUCCAUGUUGACUGAUCGUGAAAAUCAGUCUGUCCUGAUUACUGGAGAAUCUGGUGCUGGGAAGACUGUGAACACGAAACGUGUCAUCCAGUACUUCGCAACAAUUGCUGCUAUUGGUGACACAAAGAAGAAGGAUGAGCAGCCUGCUGGAAAAAUCCAGGGGAACCUUGAAGACCAGAUUAUCCAGGCUAACCCAUUGCUGGAGGCUUUUGGUAAUGCCAAGACUGUCAGAAAUGACAACUCCUCCCGUUUUGGUAAAUUCAUCAGAAUCCACUUUGGUACCACAGGAAAGCUGUCUUCUGCUGAUAUUGAAACAUAUCUACUGGAAAAGUCCAGAGUAACAUUCCAGCUGUCUGCAGAAAGGAGCUACCAUAUCUUCUACCAGAUCAUGUCCAACAAGAAACCAGAGCUGAUCGAUCAGCUCCUGAUCACAACAAACCCCUAUGACUUCCCAUAUGUAAGCCAAGGCGAGAUCACAGUGCCCAGCAUUGAUGAUCAAGAGGAGUUGAUGGCUACAGAUAGUGCCAUUGACAUCCUUGGGUUCACUGCAGAUGAAAAGAUGGGUAUCUACAAAAUGACUGGUUCCGUAAUGCACUACGGUAACAUGAAAUUCAAGCAGAAGCAAAGAGAGGAGCAGGCCGAGCCUGACGGCACAGAAGUGGCUGACAAGGUUGGAUAUCUGAUGGGUCUAAACUCAGCUGAUCUUCUGAAAGCUUUGUGCUACCCAAGAGUCAAAGUCGGAAAUGAAUAUGUGACCAAAGGUCAAACUGUCCAGCAGGUGUACAACAAUGUGGGUGCCUUGGCCAAGUCAGUCUUUGAGAAAAUGUUCUUGUGGAUGGUCAUCCGUAUCAACCAGCAGCUGGACACCAAGCAACCAAGACAGCACUUCAUCGGUGUCUUGGACAUUGCCGGAUUUGAAAUUUUUGAUUACAAUAGCUUGGAACAACUUUGCAUCAACUUCACCAAUGAGAAGCUGCAGCAGUUCUUCAACCACCACAUGUUUGUACUGGAGCAAGAAGAGUACAAGAAGGAGGGGAUCGACUGGGAGUUCAUUGACUUUGGAAUGGACUUGGCCGCCUGCAUUGAGCUUAUUGAGAAGCCAAUGGGCAUCUUCUCCAUCCUUGAAGAGGAGUGCAUGUUCCCCAAGGCGACAGACACUUCCUUCACAAACAAGCUGUAUGAUCAACAUCUUGGCAAGUCCAACAACUUCCAAAAACCUAAACCUGGCAAAGGCAAAGCCGAUGCUCACUUCUCCCUGGUCCAUUAUGCUGGGACUGUUGACUACAACAUCAGCGGCUGGCUUGACAAGAACAAGGACCCACUGAAUGAGACCGUCAUUGGGCUCUACCAGAAGUCUUCAGUGAAACUCCUGUCUUUCCUGUAUUCCGCAUAUUCUGCUACAGAAGCAGGUAUUAGUAGUGGAAAGAAAGGUGGUAAGAAGAAGGGUUCCUCUUUCCAGACUGUAUCUGCUCUUUUCAGGGAAAAUCUGAACAAGCUGAUGAGCAACUUGAGGAGCACCCACCCCCACUUUGUACGUUGUCUGAUCCCCAAUGAAACCAAGACCCCAGGUACUAUGGAUCAUCAUCUGGUCAUGCACCAGCUCAGGUGUAAUGGUGUGCUGGAAGGCAUCAGGAUUUGCAGGAAAGGAUUUCCCAGCAGAAUCAUCUAUGCUGACUUCAAACAACGUUACAAGGUCCUAAAUGCCAGUGCUAUUCCAGAAGGUCAUUUCAUUGACAGCAAAAAGGCUUCAGAGAAGCUUCUUGGAUCCAUUGAUAUUGACCACACACAAUACAAGUUUGGACACACUAAGGUCUUCUUCAAGGCUGGUUUGUUAGGUACCCUUGAGGAGAUGAGAGAUGAUAAGCUGGCACAGCUGAUCACUCGUACUCAGGCUAUGUGCAGAGGAUACCUCAUGAGGGUUGAGUUCAAGAAGAUGAUGGAGAGGAGAGAGUCCAUCUUCUGCAUUCAGUACAACGUCCGUGCUUUCAUGAAUGUCAAAACCUGGCCAUGGAUGAAGCUUUAUUUCAAGAUCAAGCCUCUUCUGAAGAGUGCUGAGUCUGAAAAAGAGAUGGCCAACAUGAAAGAGGAGUUUGAGAAGACGAAGGAAGCUCUUGCUAAGUCAGAAGCUAAGAGAAAAGAGCUGGAGGAAAAGAUGGUCUCCAUUCUCCAAGAGAAAAAUGACUUGCAGCUCCAAGUUGCAUCUGAAUCUGAGGGCCUGGCAGAUGCUGAGGAAAGAUGUGAAGGCCUCAUUAAAGCCAAAAUUCAACUGGAAGCCAAAAUCAAAGAGAUUAAUGAGAGGCUAGAAGAUGAAGAAGAAUCAAAUGCAGAGCUUACAGCGAAGAAGAGGAAACUGGAGGAUGAGUGCUCUGAACUGAAAAAGGACAUUGAUGAUCUUGAGCUGACAUUGGCCAAAGUGGAGAAGGAGAAACACGCCACAGAAAAUAAGGUUAAAAACCUUACUGAAGAAAUGGCAGUCCUUGAUGAAAGCAUAGCCAAACUUACAAAAGAAAAGAAGGCUCUUCAAGAAUCCCACCAACAAACUUUGGACGAUCUUCAAGCUGAAGAGGACAAAGUCAAUACUCUGACUAAGGCCAAGACUAAAUUGGAGCAACAAGUUGAUGAUCUUGAAGGAUCUCUUGAGCAAGAAAAGAAACUUCGCAUGGAAUUGGAGAGAGCAAAGAGGAAGCUGGAAGGAGAUCUUAAAUUGGCCCAAGAGUCUACAAUGGACUUGGAAAAUGAUAAACAACAACUGGAUGAAAAAGUGAAAAAGAAGGAAUUUGAAAUCAGUCAGCUCCAGAGUAAGAUUGAAGAUGAACAGGCUCUGGGAGCCCAGCUACAAAAGAAGAUUAAGGAGCUCCAGGCUCGCAUUGAGGAGCUUGAAGAGGAAAUUGAGGCAGAACGUGCAGCUCGCGCCAAGGCUGAGAAGCAACGUUCUGAUCUCUCCAGGGAGCUUGAAGAGAUCAGUGAGCGCCUGGAAGAAGCUGGUGGUGCAACCUCUGCUCAAAUUGAGAUGAACAAGAAGCGUGAGGCUGAGUUCCAAAAGAUGCGCCGUGACCUGGAAGAAGCCACUUUACAACAUGAAGCCACUGCCGCUGCUCUCCGAAAGAAGCAUGCCGAUAGUACAGCAGAGUAUGGGGAGCAAAUUGAUAAUCUACAGCGGGUCAAACAGAAACUGGAAAAAGAGAAGAGUGAACUCAAGAUGGAGAUUGAUGACCUUGCUGGCAACAUGGAAUCUGUCUCCAAAUCCAAAGCAAACUUGGAGAAAAUGUGCCGAACACUGGAGGACCAAUAUAGUGAAAUUAAGACAAAGGAAGAUGAGCAUAUUAGGGUACUUAAUGACUUAAAUACCCAGAAAGCACGUCUCUUAACAGAAAAUGGGGAAUUCGGGCGUCAGCUGGAAGAAAAAGAAUCUUUAAUUUCUCAGCUUUCUAGAGGAAAACAGGCUUUCACUCAACAGAUUGAAGAGUUGAAGAGACAGCUAGAAGAAGAAACCAAGGCCAAGAACGCGCUUGCACAUGGACUUCAGUCUGCCCGCCAUGACUGUGACUUGUUGAGGGAACAAUUUGAAGAGGAACAAGAGGCAAAGGCUGAACUUCAACGGGCUUUAUCCAAAGCAAAUGGUGAAGUUUCUCAGUGGAGAACAAAAUAUGAGACAGAUGCCAUCCAGCGUACAGAGGAGCUGGAAGAAGCCAAGAAGAAACUUGCACAGCGCCUACAAGAAGCUGAGGAGCAAAUCGAGGCUGUCAACUCAAAAUGUGCCUCUCUAGAAAAAACUAAACAAAGACUUCAAGGAGAGGUUGAAGACCUUAUGGUAGAUGUAGAAAGAUCAAAUUCAGCAUGUGCUGCUCUUGAUAAGAAACAGAGGAACUUUGAUAAGGUUCUGUCAGACUGGAAACAGAAAUAUGAGGAAGCUCAGGCUGAGCUCGAAGCUUCUCAGAAGGAAUCAAGAACCCUUAGUACAGAGGUAUUUAAGAUGAAGAAUUCAUACGAGGAAGCACUUGAUCAACUUGAAACACUAAGAAGAGAAAAUAAGAACCUCCAACAGGAGAUCUCUGACUUAACUGAACAAGUUGCUGAGAGUGGAAAGAGCAUCCAUGAAAUCGAAAAAGCCAAGAAACAGAUUGAACAGGAGAAGUCUGACCUGCAAUCAGCACUGGAAGAAGCAGAGGGAUCCCUGGAACAUGAAGAGGCCAAGAUCCUACGUAUUCAACUUGAGCUUAAUCAAGUAAAGGGUGAAGUUGACAGAAAAAUUGCCGAGAAGGAUGAAGAGAUUGAACAAAUCAAGAGAAACAGCCAGAGAGCCUUGGACUCCAUGCAGAGCACUUUGGAUGCUGAGAUCAGAAGCAGGAAUGAUGCUCUGAGACUGAAGAAGAAGAUGGAGGGAGAUCUUAAUGAGAUGGAGAUACAAUUAAGCCAUGCCAACCGCCAGGCCGCUGAGGCCCAGAAACAACUCAGGAAUGUACAAGGACAAUUAAAGGUGGGUCAUUUAAAGAUAUUUAUAAGCUUAAGAUAAGGUAAUUGACCUCAU
This is a messenger RNA of Bufo gargarizans (Asiatic toad), 5016 nucleotides long. Its product is annotated as myosin-4. The transcript is spliced from 32 exons. Gene Ontology annotation, molecular function: ATP binding; cytoskeletal motor activity; actin filament binding. The record is from RefSeq and is a predicted model, not a curated record. Gene Ontology annotation, cellular component: myosin complex. The coding region runs from base 1 to 5001 and encodes 1666 amino acids. Lineage: Eukaryota; Metazoa; Chordata; Amphibia; Anura; Bufonidae.